Molecule: messenger RNA, 854 nt
Organism: Oxyura jamaicensis (ruddy duck)
Lineage: Eukaryota; Metazoa; Chordata; Aves; Anseriformes; Anatidae
Exons: 2
Coding region: 57-608 (183 amino acids)
Source: RefSeq, a predicted model, not a curated record
UAUAACAGCGUGGUUGCACACCGUGACUCCUCGCAGAUUUCUCAGCUCGCCUGUGCAUGAGGAGGAGGCUAAUCCUUCUAAUGAUGAUUUUCCUCUUCCAGCACUUGGUCUUGCUGGCCGUAGACUUGUUCCUUGCGAUGACCCUUUCCUGCCUCCUUUAUGCCUUCGCGUUCGUGUCCAUCGCAUUUUUGACCUGCUGCAUUGUCUUCUUGUCCUUCGGCAUUGUGGAGAAGAACAUUGACGUAAAAGGGAGAGCAAUUGUGAUUCUCGUGUCCAACAGCUCCAUUGGGAGGACAUUUGCCAGGAACCUGGAUAAAGCAGGUUUUAGGGUGUCUGCUGCACACUGGCCUCCUCGAGAGGAGGGGACAACCACAAAAGAAGAGUGCUCUUCAAGCAUGGAGGUAGCACAGCUCCGCAUGACUGACGAUGAGUAUCAGAAGACAAUGAAAACCUUCAUAGAGAGCCACUUGUCCCUGAAAGGCCCUGUGCAGGAAGGCCGUGCUGGAAGGCAGAGCACUCACCAGGAGCCGCCCCUGCUGCGGGCACCCCCCCAGAGACACGGUAGGGAGCCCCAGCCGAUGCCUGCUGCCAGCUGCAGCUGCCGGUGACCCAGCCGCACAGGCCAUCUCCCGCUGCUUCCCUCCUCAGGCGCACCCAGCAGACCAGAAGUGCCUGUGGUCGGAUCCUGUGAAACUGUGCUGGUAAAACUUGCCUGCGUGGACAAGGCCUGACAGCUCCCGGGGCUGAGCACCAGCACUCCCCUGCUCUGCAAAUCAGUGAGGGAGACUUUCUCAACCAGUACGGCUCCAGGGGCCUCUACUGUUUUAACUACAGGAGGAUCUGGCCCAGGGAUA